ACGAUAAUGGUAGAAGAAGUUUGUGUUAGAAUUACGUCACUUCCUCAUUGUACAUUGUCGAGGAACAUUUUCGAUUUAUAGGGUUAACAGUUUGGUAUACUUAUUUAGAGACCAUAGGAUUUCAUUCGUCAUCAUAUCAACAAUGGUGUGCAUUCCCUGCAUCGUCAUACCAGUGCUUCUCUGGGUCUACAAGAGGUUUUUGGAGCCAAUAAUCUACCCGUUCAUAUCACCACUCAUCGCCCGUUUCUGGACAAAGAAAGCCGUUCAAGAAAGUGGUAACGGAGAUGUGAAGACGAGUGAAAAGACCAAUGGGGAAAUCAAGGGUGAACUGAACGGGCAAGCAAAUUUUCAGUCUGCAAAUGGAGUUACGCCAGCUUCCGAUAAGAAAACAGAUUAACAUUUUGCAGUGGCAUAUUACGUUAUAUAUUAGAUAAUGUGAAGAUAUUUUAAAAUGUAAAAAUGUAAUUAUAAGUACAUGUUUGUCGAGUCUUAUUAUUGUAAACAUGAUUGUAGACAAUAUAUAAAUGCUUGAUGCAUAAAAUUAUGUUUAUAAUCAACAGUGAAAAGAAAAUAUUUAAUUGUAACACUGAAAUAUUAAGUUGUAUUUAAUAUAGGAGGAAUAUUACAACAAAAGGCAAUUAUGCACAUUAGUGUGGUUUUGCAGAUAGUAAGCGUCAUUUAAGGCCUGCAGGGAAGAAACAUGUUAGUUCUGAACCUUUCUUUAUUUUCCUUAAGUACGGCAGUGGUCAUUUAUUUGGUUUAGAACACAGCCAUGUAAUCAGCAUCACAGCAUCAUAUUUAUGAUUCAAAGUUUAUGUUCACAUUCCGUUUUAACAAUUGUAUGAUUUUUUUUUUUAUUGAUCGAAACAAUACAAUUACAUAUAGUCCAUGACAUUGCCUUGUAUUUUCCUUGCAACUAGAUGAACUGGACAUUUCUAUAUGAAUAAAAACAGUGGUUGAUAACUAAA
Molecule: messenger RNA, 968 nt
Organism: Clupea harengus (Atlantic herring)
Lineage: Eukaryota; Metazoa; Chordata; Actinopteri; Clupeiformes; Clupeidae
Gene: c21h18orf32
Product: chromosome 21 C18orf32 homolog
Source: RefSeq, a predicted model, not a curated record